UUUUUUUCUGGGGUUGUGUGGCCAUCGGAAUUACCAGAGACCCGCCCUGACAUUAGAGCAGUCGCUGUCAAGGAGCACAAAUACUCAUCCACGAUAGAAGGACGCGUCAUCGGUGCAUGGGCCGCCGACACAAUUAGCUGUCCAGAGGGCUGAUGAUCGGCCGAUGAUCGGCCUCCCAGGCUCCGUCUCCUCAGAUGUCGCAGACACAAGCUCGCGGAGAUAUCAUUUCACCGGGCGAUGUCACCAAACAUGUCCAUAAACAUAAGUAAGCGACACGCGACGACGGUAAAUUGACAGACAGCGCGGAAUAGAAGCCGUCCGUCUUCGAACACAGACAACGCUCUGUCGGCGGCGCUCAACGGAGACCAUCCAUACCACGGUCCGGCCCAGCACAUCGCAGACACUGUAUGCGCCCUACGAUUCGGGUAUAAAAGCUCGCGUGUCUUCCUCACUUUCAGCAGCUCUUCUCCUCGAGCCCGCCGUACACUUGCACCACUGCCUACCCAUCCUCAACUUUGUCAUGGACUACAACCGCAACAGCGGUCCGCUCUCCAUCCGCUACGUCACCGCCCAGCUCGAAGCUCUCUGGCGCAACGCGGACGAGUGCGCCGCGAAUGCCUCCCCCUCUGACUACAAGUCGGCCGAGUACGAGGGCACCCGGUACAUCCGCGCCCUCCGCGAGUUCCACUUCCUCACCAAGCGUCCCGCCACCGGUCUGCGCGAGGACGACCUGUUCUUCUCGGCCAAGUUCGCCAUGCCGGAGCUCAAGUUCCUCUGCAACCACACCACCUUCCUUCGCCUCAUCGUCGAGUCCGGUCACCUCAACCUGGCUUACAAGGACUCGGCGAAGCCGGGUGCACGCGCAGAUCACUCGAAGAACGUUCCCUUGAAGGCCGUCGAGGUCGUGUUCGCGCUUCCCAUUCUGCGCAGUAACGUCAGCGGACGCGACGAAAAGGUCGGCAACCUGGGCGUCAGGCACCUCGUCCAGAUGAUGAUCCUCGCUCUCGAUCAGGAGAAGCUCGUCAAGUUCACGGCUGGCGACGACGAGCUCAACGACGAAGCCAAGAGUGCCUUCCAGGUCUACCUGAAGCACUACCUACGCUUCCUCCAGACGUCGGGCAACCACGUCAUGUUCGACCUGCCCGACUUUGACGACAACAAGCACCGCCCGCGCAUCGACUACUCGGUCAUCCGGACCGAGGGCACGGACGAACUGCGCCAGCUGAUCUCCAAGGACAUCAAGAUUCUCGAUCACGUCGACCCCGCGCUCAUCGCGCAGUUCUACCAGAUGCACUGGCAGAACGCGUCUGGCAAGCGCAACGGCCCGGCGUGGGGCAAGCUAGACCUGUGUCUGGCGACGAUCUGCAGCGACUGGAUCAACGGAUGCACGCUGGAGAACACCCACUUCUUCAUCAACUUCCACUCUCCGACGGUCGAGCCUCUGUGCAACCAGGAGGUCAUCAUCAAGUUCAACAUCAAGGAGCUCGGCUUCUUCGAGAAGAGGGGCAUCGACGAGAAUGUGAGCCCGACGGUGGACCUCUCUGACCAGCAGUGGCAGUUCGCCUUCAUCGUCAAGUGCGUCAAGGCCGAAGGCCUCGGCGUGGUGACCUUGGACCUCGACACUGCACGUUUCUCCCGCUUCGACUCGUUCUUCGGCCAUGGCGAGCCCGACGAGCAGACCAAGCACUACAUCGACCUCAUGAUCAAGUUCUUCUCCCACGACUACAUCGAUAUCCUCGCCCGCUUCAGCCUCCACAUCAUCCUCGGCCUGCCCCUCGCGCCGGACAACUUCGGCAAGGAGUACGAGGCCGAGUGGACGGAGACGGACGAGAACGAGGGCGACCGCUUCGCGAGGAAGCACACGCACGCUAUGAUGUGGUCUGAGCGGAUCCAGAACACGACGAUCUCCCCCGGCUGCCACGAGGUCGUUGCACUCUCGGAGGAAACCAUUAACCGGGUCCUGCGGAGCCGAUUGGAGACGGUGCAUGAGUGGCAGAUUGACGAGCUGUUCUCGAUCAAAAUUCUAGACCUGAAGGUCCGGCUAUUGACGAGCGGCAAGGCGAUCAUCUACAUCCAGGCGAACGGCAUGAUUUCGGUCCGCAAGAGGGAGAAGUCGCUCAAGUGGUGGACGAGGCUGUUCUGGAUGCGGCCCCAGCCGACGGAAGAGCUCGAGAAAGUCAACUUCGACGCCUGCACCACCACCACCACCACCCCCACGGGCGCUCGCUACGUCGAAGAGCUCUCUAACGUUAUCGACCUUGGCACUGACGAGACCUCUCCCGAGAAGCUCAAUACCCUUAGGCAGUACAUCCCCGAGUACCUCGCCGCCCUCACCCACUACGGCCACAACAUUCUCCACACCGUCCCCAUCUGCGAGUUCCCGCGCGUCGACGGGCCCGUGGAUCUGUUCGCGUUCACCGAGGUCGGCCACCGCGUCCUCACCAAGAAGGAGAUAACCAUCGACACUUGCCUCAACUUCGAGACCCUCGAGACCGAGAUCCCGCUCGUCGUCAUCUACGGCGUCACCGGCGGCGCCAAGAUGCCGACUUUCAGUGGCAAGUGGGCUGCCGGCUGGCAGGCUGUCGGUCCCAAGGCUGUCGGCACACUCGGGCUCUCGCGCGAGAUUUUCCUGCAGCGGUACAUCCUCGACCAGCUCAAGACUGUCAACGCCAUGACGACGAUCGUCCCGAGCAGCGUCCAUGUCGUUGACGAUGUGUGGUACGUCGACCUCACGAGGUGGUACCUGCACCCGAUUUGGAACCAGUCCAAGGUCGGAUGCCAGUGGAAGCCGGUCAAGGCCGAGUCGCUCGACCACAUGAAGUACGAGUGGGAGUUCCGCGACGAAUGGAACCGCGGGCGUGAAGGCCAUGACGACGACGACAUUGCCAACGGCAAAUACUACCUCCACUGUAACACAAAGAACACGCUCAUCGUCCCGACUAAGUUCGAUCCCAAUGGCAUCGAGCUGGAUCUCCAUGGCGAGUCCAUCAUCAAGGUCGGUGGCAAGCACAAUGGCCAGAAGUGGAGCCGGUCCACAGUCGGCACCUGGGGCGCCAAGAUCAAGCUCGAUACCUCCAACGGCCUCAAGAUCGUCGUUGUCCCCAUUCCCGUCCAGGUCAAGCCGACCGUAGAGACCUGUACCGACGAGUGGACGUUUGACCCGAUCAUAGUGCACCGCCAGAACCUGAAGCUCGAGGACGACGCGCUUGACGCGGUUAUCGCCGGACAGCUUCGCCUCCUCCUCGAGGCGUCCUGGGAGUACUGUGUGAUGGGUAUCCAAUCCAUUAAACUUGCCACCCCCAUCAUCACGCAAAAGGGCGAUUUCAUCUGCGAGCUCGACCUCAACCAAGACAUGAUCCGUCUUCCGAUGCUGGACGUCAAGGAAUGGUUCAAGUACAGAACCAGGUGGUACGCCGAGUGGGUCAAGAACGGCAAGCUGGUGGCGUGGGAAUACGGUCAGAUCCGUGGCGAGUACACGGUCGACAAGGACGGCAAGGUCGACCAUACGCCGGUAGAGGACCGCAAGGCCAACGGCGCUGCCACCAAGGCGGUCGAACCUGCCCCGGCUCCGGCUCCAGCCCCAACCAAGGCGGUCGAGCCCGCUCCGGCUCCAGCCAAGGCUCCCGCCCCCACCCCGGCAAAGCCCGCAGAUGCCGGCAAGGACUCCACGAAGGGCCCCGCCCCCGCCACCACUCCCGCUCCUCAACCCGCCAAAGCCGCCGCAUGA
Molecule: messenger RNA, 3727 nt
Organism: Phanerochaete carnosa HHB-10118-sp
Lineage: Eukaryota; Fungi; Basidiomycota; Agaricomycetes; Polyporales; Phanerochaetaceae
Exons: 12
Coding region: 521-3727 (1068 amino acids)
Source: RefSeq, a predicted model, not a curated record